AUGUCAUCAUCCAGACCAGCCCCGAAAACCUCUGAAACGAACGAACGUGCUUCCACUCUGGGUCCUCCUACGCCCCCAGUAAUCGAUCCGCUUGGAUUGAAUCUCAUCAAACUCUUCACGCGGGACAACACAGUCCCCUUCCCCGAUAAACCCAACCAGGAGUAUUUCCGUUCUAUCGAGGCGAUUGAGGAAAUGAUCCAGACAAUCAACGAGGGUGGGGACUCGUUGGAGGCUUGGAAGAAGAUGGACAGCUAUCCAAUGCUGACGAAGGAGGAAAUGCGUCAAUGGGUGUUGGCAAAGAGUGAGAAGGAUGCUUCCCCAGACCAUCCGGAGCAACCGGAGGAGGCGAGGGAUGGGAGCGAGAAGGGAAAGAUGGGUGGUGAAGAGUAG
Morchella sextelata is the source of this 390-nucleotide messenger RNA. RefSeq lists its product as uncharacterized. NCBI's taxonomy places the organism in Eukaryota, Fungi, Ascomycota, Pezizomycetes, Pezizales, Morchellaceae. The coding region runs from base 1 to 390 and encodes 129 amino acids. The transcript is spliced from 2 exons. The record is from RefSeq and is a predicted model, not a curated record.